AUGAUAAGGGCGAUCAGGAAGGUGCUUUCUGACGUGUGGCAUCAUCUAUGUUCAUGGCAUAUUGAAAAGAAUAUGCAGAAACACCUCAACCACAAGUCAUUGAAGGAGUUCAGGGCAUUAUUGUACUAUGCCACUACACAUAAGGUUUUUGAGGAGAGAUGGGCCGCGUUUGUGCGCAAAUGGCAGACGGAGAGAACGAAAACAUGGCUCCAUAGGAUGUACAGGAAGAGGAGGCUUUGGGCUGCAUCAUAUUUGUCUGGUGGGUUUUUCCUUGGUAUGCGCUGUAAUCAGAGGAGUGAGAGUCUGAACUCCAUCCUGCACCUUCAUCUUGACUAUGGUAUGACGAUCGUUGACAUGAUUGUACACUACGAGAAUUGUAUUGUUCGCCUCCGUGAGAAUGAAGCUUAUGAUGACUACACGGCCUCACAGACUCUUCCAGUAACAGUGACUGAGUGUCAGGCCAUUGAGUCGUAUGCUGCGAAAGCAUUCACGCAGGCAAACUUUUAUAUGUUGCAACAAGAUAUGAAGAAGGUACAGGAGCUUGAGGUAAUUGAUAGACUGACAGGGACCGAUAGUCAGAGAUUUGUGGUUGCGUGGAAGAAUAACAGGGAUCACAGAUUUAAUGUGGACUAUACGCCAGAUUCUCAAAAAAAGCACGAGCUGGACUGCCCGUGA
Messenger RNA from Aegilops tauschii subsp. strangulata, 675 nucleotides. NCBI's taxonomy places the organism in Eukaryota, Viridiplantae, Streptophyta, Magnoliopsida, Poales, Poaceae. The record is from RefSeq and is a predicted model, not a curated record.